Messenger RNA from Callithrix jacchus (white-tufted-ear marmoset), 3157 nucleotides. RefSeq lists its product as uncharacterized. The record is from RefSeq and is a predicted model, not a curated record. Lineage: Eukaryota; Metazoa; Chordata; Mammalia; Primates; Cebidae.
AUGCUGGCAGCAUUGCCAGCUGCUGUGCCGAUCCUCACGGCUGUGGCUUGUCCGUCCCCUACCUGUUUCUUCCUGACCCUCUUCCCAGUCAGCACGCACCUGCAGGCCAAGCCUCCCCACCGCCAGCUACUGUCGCAGUAUCUCAGACUGUCCUGGGGCUGUUCCCAUCUCAAGUUAUGCCCAGCCAUAUCCUCCAGGGAGGUUCUCAGAGGCUCAACACAUGGAAGCCAAGCAGCAGCUGGAGACAGAGAACACUGGGCCAGCACAACAAGGCACCCGACUAGGACGCUGGGAUCCAGAGCCCAGCCAGAUUCCCACGGAAACACCAUCCAGAACGCACCUCACCUGCCCACCUUGCUCCGUCCCAGCAGGACCCUCAUUCAAGACAAGUCACCUUGGGGCCGAGUCACUGAGUUCAUAAAACACAUACGUUAUCACAGACAUCAGAGCCACAGGUCAUGCUCCAGUGUAGUUUUGCCAAGUGCAGCGGCCUUCCCGGAGCAGCCUCCGCAGAGGCCAGGUACUGUCUCAGGAGAGAAGACCUAGCGGACAUGGCCAGCCCCUCCAGCCACAUGUCUGCUCUGCCUCUCAGCCUUUAGGCCUGGACGGUGGAGAUGGCUAGCUAACCUGGGCGGCCGUCUGCCCCACGACCUCACAGCCCCACUGUUUGUCAGUCACACUGCAAAGCUGGGCGCCACAAGCACAAGGCAGAAUUUUCCAGCAGCUACGUGACGUGAUACUCUAAUAUUUAUGCUCUUGUAUCAACAUAACAUAAAUACUGUAAUAUUUGUUACAUGUUAACACAUAAUAGAUUUAUUGUUAUUUUUAAAUGAAUAAAUACAUUUAAAUCUGUCUCACUCUCAAUUUCUAGUAGGGUAAAAAUCGACAGAUGAGACCCACAUAAGCAAAGCUCUCUGGGGUCCUCAGUGAUUUUUAAAAGUGCAAAACUGGCCCAAGACCGAAACUCUGAGCCCCAAGGCCCAGGCCCUGGAACCCGCCCUGAGGUGUCAACAAAGCACCUCAGCGCCUGCCUGCCGCAGUCACCCCUCCUAGUCUAGUUGGUAACCCCUCUGAGAUCCGUGCUGUCCACCCAGCCUCUGCCCUACCACAGGCUUUGUCAGCACUGAGCCUGCAGCCCCUGGUCCUGGCGUGCUCAGGAGCUCAUGUUGACGAAUGCAGGCACAGGCCACUCAUGGACAAGAACUGGUAGCGAACCGAAGCGUGAGAAGUGUGCUCUGGACCAGGCAGCUGCCUCUCCUGGCCUCGUGGCACAAAUGCCUCACGAGAGUCCGCAUGAGUGACCUGUGCUCUCACCCACUGCCUUCACUCUCAGGCCUUCGCUGCCCCCGGUUGACGGGAUGUGGGCAAAACACACGUGGUCACGGGAUAGCUCUUCCCUGGGGCCCUGGGGCCCUGGGCCAACCUGGCCCAGCACAGCCUCCAUGACCAUCCCAUCCCUGGAGUUUUGCAGUAAUUUCAUUGACCUGUUUCUCUGGCUCAGUUCAAGAGGCAUAUUCUCUGCAAGAUAAAUGCUCAUUGUUCUUUUUAAACUGUUCUAUUAUUUUAAAAUUUACCCUCUUCUGAGGCCACACACAGUGUCUCAAGUCUCUGGGGCCCAACAUUGGUCAGAGUAUAGACACCCCAGGGGCAGCAUGAGGCUGCAGACCUGUGUGGCUCCCCUAGCAGACCCCACAACACAUGGACAUCAGCUUCCCCCCAAGCUCAUGAGAGUCUCCCCAGCUCCGCACUCAGUAGAACUCAUCCCAUCUGCUGCUCGGGUGCCCUUAGAGCCCUUCCCUGCAGCCCAGUCCUUGCUGCAGCCAUGCCUGCCAUGCCAAAUCAGGGCCAGCCAAACUGACUGUCGUCUCACCAAGGCCUUUCUCUAAGAACAGACUGGGCACCCCCUGCAGUCUGGAUCAGGCGCAUCUGCCUGCAGGUCCCUCCGCGAGCAUGUGAAGCUGAGGAGCAGAGGCCCUCGCCUGCAGGGUGGAAUGUUCCCACUGAGGGUGCUUGGGAGAAGCUUCACAACAGGCACAAUUGAGUGGAGCCUUGAGGGGCACGCGCAGGUGCCUCCGACAGGCCGCAGGACUUGAGAAGCAUCGGCACUGGUGGAAAGCUGCCCCGGCUGUGGCCGGUGAUGUUCAUGAGAACUGCGGUCAGGGCAGCCGGAAGAGUCUUUUGUCCACUCCUCUUCAUAGCCCAUGGGGCAGCACCUGGGACUGGCUUCCCUCCUUGGUGGGGAGAGAGUCCCCUGUUGAGUAGGGGAGAUUUCAAGAGCUCCGAGUCACUCCGAGGAUGCAGCAGCCAGGAGACCAUGAGGCUGUUGUCCCUGCUGUCCUGGAGAGGGGCUCCUGUGCCGCCCUGUCCUCUGGAGCCCUCCCAUGGAGGAGGAUGGGAACAAAGGCCCGCCUUUCCACAGAAGGGAAGAAGCCUGCCCUGUGUUUGCACUGGGCAUGAGCAGUGGGCAGACGCAGGCCCCUCCCUCCUGCUUGUCAUCACCGCAGGCAGACGGUGGGGUGCAGUGAAGUAGGGAAGGCACCGCUGUCUGAACACUUGACUCUUAGGAAAUAGCUCGCUCUUCCUCUGAGUAAAUCACAGGCCUCUCUUUCCUCCUUAUGUUGGUACUCUCAGAAACUCAGUUCAAGCUGUCUAGACAGCAGCCAUGGAAUCUGGGGCUCCUGUAACUGGAAAGACCAGGGAGGGUGCCGGUGUCAGGCAUGGCUGGCUCUGGGAGUGCAGACAGGCCCACUAGACAUCUGCCAGCUCUGCGGGUCUCGCUUGGCCUCAUUCUUGGCUGGCUCUCUUUCCACCCGCUCCUGACAUUGGUCCAUCACUGUUUGGUCAGGAGGCCAUUCCUUAAACCAGCUGCCAUUAUCAGAGGGACAGCACCCUGUGGUUGGCCCGGCAGGAGCACCACUCACAACUCAAACAGAGCAGGUUGCUGGAGGGACUUUCCCAUGGUGCCCGUUAAGCCUCACCUGUGUUUGCACUUGGCCCUGCCUGCUGGUGCUCACGCUUUUUCUGCCCACAUGUGUGGGGCAUCUGCCUGCGGCAGGACACACACAAAACAAGCACUGUGAGCUGUCUUGACAUUCCCUCCAGCCUCCUCAUCCCCCAACAAAAUUUCAGCCACAGAAACCAUGCACCUGUCAGCAGC